This is a messenger RNA of Manacus vitellinus (golden-collared manakin), 2487 nucleotides long. It is a transcript of the gene NHERF4, whose product is annotated as PDZ domain containing 3. Gene Ontology annotation, molecular function: signaling receptor binding; protein-membrane adaptor activity. Gene Ontology annotation, biological process: protein localization to plasma membrane. Lineage: Eukaryota; Metazoa; Chordata; Aves; Passeriformes; Pipridae. Bases 40 to 1314 code for a protein of 424 amino acids. Gene Ontology annotation, cellular component: apical plasma membrane. The transcript is spliced from 10 exons. The record is from RefSeq and is a predicted model, not a curated record.
GGUGGAGUGUGUGCCCCAGCCCCCUGUGCCCCGAUCCACAUGGAGAUCCUCAGUGAAUGGGUGCUGUCCAAGAUGCUGGGGCUCGGGGACAAGACAUCCAUCAUAAAAUUUGAAUUUAACCCCAAAGAUGGGAUCGACAACCCUGCCUUGACACUGACUGAGGACACGGAUGCUGAGGGUGUGGGGGAGCCCCGCUUCUACUUCCUGAGCAAGGACAGCACGGAGACCUUCGGGUUCUGCCUGCACGAGGAGCUGAGCUGCCAGGGCCACAUCAUCCGGCAGAUUGAGCUGGGGGGGGUGGCCCAGCGCAGGGGGCUGCAGGACGGGGACAGGCUCCUCCAGGUCAACGGCCACUUCGUGGACCACCUGGACCACAUGAGGGUGGUGCAGAGGAUCAAGGCCAGUGGGAACCAGGUCCUGCUGGCGGUGCUGGAUGGUGAUUCCUACGAAGCUGCCAAAUCCCUGGGCAGGGACCUGUCCCAGAUGCUGCCCGCUGACAUCCGCCCGCGCCUCUGCCACGUCACCAGGGACAAGAGCGGGUUUGGCUUCACAGUGUCGGGGCCAGAAGGCACCAAGGGCACCUUCCAGCUGUCAGUGAGGCAGGAUGGGCCAGCGGACAGGGCAGGGGUGCCAGCAGGCUCCUGGCUCCUGGAGCUCAACGGGGACAGCGUGAAGAGCUACUCACACACCCAGCUCACCAGAAAGCUUAAGCAGAGCGGCAACAAGGUGACACUGCUGGUGGCAUCCAGUGCCGUGGAGGAGUUCUACCGCCUGCGGGGCCUGCGGGUCACGGCCGCCCUGGCAGACCCCGCCUGGCUCCCCUUCAAGGCCCGGGAGCUGCACUUGGUGAAGGGUCCAGUUGGCUACGGGUUUCUGCUCAAGGAGGACGACUGCAUCUCGGGGGGCGUAGGCCAGUUCCUGUGGGAGGUGGAUGAGGGGCUGCCAGCCGAGCAGGCGGGGAUGAAGGACGGGGACCGUGUCCUGGCAGUGAAUGGCGAGAGCAUCGAGGGGCUGGACCACGAGCAGACAGUGCACAGGAUCCGUGCCCACGAGGAGUGGGUGACACUGCUGGUCAUCGACCCUGCUGGUGAUGAGUUCUACCACUCGAUCGGGCUGUCCCCUCUGCAGUUCUUCGAGGACAGUGACCCUGCCUCAGGCUCCUGCACACCCUCUCUCAGUGGCUCCCCUGGACCCUGUCACGUUGAGGUGGCACCAAAGGGACCUGCCUCCUGGCUGGUGGCUGCUGCCAACAGCAUAGAGCUCGUACAGAGGUCGCGCCAGCAGGAGCAGAAGAGGCUGUGCCAGUCGUUUUAGUGGCCCAGGAGCCUCUGGACAGGCUCUCCCACACAGCACCUCCACCCAGGCCACGUCCAGCCCCUCAGAACACAGCAUGGACCUUGCACACGCAGCUCCUGUGUCUCCGUGACGGGGCUCACGGCAUUCCCACCUCCCAGAGAUGAUGGACAGGGCUCCCAGCUUUUACUGACCGUGGUGGCAGCUCCUUGUAGCCUGAAGACAGACCUGUGUCUUUGCCAGCACAGCUGCCUCCAGGGAUUUCUCAGGACACUGCCCCGAAGCCCUUGCCCAGCUCCAGGCUUUGGGAGUUCUCAGGAGAGCCGAGGCACUGCCCUCCAUGCCAUGGCCCAGGGGAAUGGGGACCUCGAGGCUUGGCUCAGGGCUGACCUUUAGGCUGCCAUGUGAAGAGGGAAAGGAGCAGUGGAGGCCAACGGGGUGCUGGAGGAACCCCCCACCUCUCUGAUCUGCCCGUGCAUGGACAUUUCUUGUGCUCCUCUCACCCUCCCUGUGAACCUGUGGGCAGUGAGUGCCCAGCACCCAGCACAGCACCGUUCCUGCACUGCUCCUGCAUCCCCCAGUUGGGGUGUGAUUAAAGGACAAAUCCACACUGGGUAAUGGUAUGGAGAGCACUGUGAUUUGACAGGACCUGUCUUCUCUCACUGAAGCAACCGAGGGGCUGGGCAGCAGAUGUGGGAAGCUCUCCAGCUGUCCUAACAGGGAGGUAAGGGCUAAGAGCCACCCUGGGAGCCCCAGGGCACUGCAUCUCCAGGGUUUUGGGGCCAAACUCCUGUGGGCACACUUUGUGCUCCAUAGCAGUGGUCCUUCCUGAGGGUUCCCUUUGCAGGUGACACAUCAGGAACAUCCCUUCAUGCACACAGUGCUGGGGCAGGAGGGAUCCCAGGAGGGGGAAGUUUUACCUCUGUCAAGGGGGGGAAUCCCAGGAGGAGGAAGUUUCACCUCUCUGUCAAGUAGGGAUCCGGGGAGGGGGGAAGUUUCACCUCUCUGCCGAGCGUGGGAGAGUGAAAACCAGCAGGGAGUUUUGCAUGUGGCCAAGACCGCAAACCUCUGGCUGAGGUUUUACCUCUGCUAAAAACUGGGCCCUGCUCGAGCUGAGAGGAAAGGGAAGCGAUAGCAGAGAAGUCUCUGUGCCUCUAUGGUGUCCUCUGAGCUCAGUGCAGGCCUCCGGGGUAC